Molecule: messenger RNA, 1293 nt
Organism: Kwoniella botswanensis
Lineage: Eukaryota; Fungi; Basidiomycota; Tremellomycetes; Tremellales; Cryptococcaceae
Exons: 6
Coding region: 1-1293 (430 amino acids)
Source: RefSeq, a predicted model, not a curated record
AUGGACAUCGACGAACACCCCAUGCUACAGCUUCACCCCAUCUUGGUCCAGCUGGCUACCAUACCCGCCAUCGCAAUAGCAAGCUACAAAGCCUUGAAUGUUUGGCGAGCGGUAUCAGCACUUCCUCUCAACCCUCACUCCACUCCGACUGUGGAUGCACAGCCAACUCCAUCAGUCGUAUCAGAAGGUCUAAAGCGAUGGCGUUCUUUGACCGCGACCAAGAAGGCUAAACAAAUUGCCGCUGGUAUAAUUACCUUCUCGGUGAUCAUGAGUAUUCAUUUCUUUUUCGUCUAUGUUCUACCUAGAAUAUCAUCACAGUCAGUUCUCGAUACGAUUUGGUCAAUUAUGAUGUUAGUCAUGUUCACGGGGACUAUCAGAUAUACAUCGGAUCUCGCUUUACCCACGCUUAGAUCAGUGAGGUACCACCAACCCAAACCGGACUCCAACAUCCAGAUUGCUAUCGCCUUCGAGGGCGAUAAGAAAACAGCUUGGAAGAAGGAGAUUGUCCGUCAACUCCUCUCUCUUUUGGUGACAGCUGCAAUCCUUUAUUCCACUUGGGCGGGGUACACUCUCUUCCAUCCUUUCCUUGCCGCCUCAUACGUAAUCUGUACAAUCGGAACAACGAGGUUCUCAAGGAUGAGCAUCAGGAGGAUCGUCCAGUUUGUAUCGGCUUAUCUUGCUUUCGUACCCGUCGGAGGUCUACUCAUCGGAGUGGUAAUAAACUUCUUUUCCGGAAGUCCCCAAGACCAAGAAGAAAAUGGAGAUAAGAAGGACAGCAUGACUUUCGCCAGUGAUUGGGUGUUAUCAUUGAUGUUGAUCUUUGGCGAAGUGUUCGGUAUAAUGAUUCCUGCCAUUAUAACCGCCAUGACUCUCCGGUUCGAAUACUCACUAGCUCAUGAACCUGUCGAACGUCCCACCGAUGCAUCCUCCGAAGCAGCACCUAUCCAAAUACCCAACGAAUACCCUUCUUUCCCUAAACCCAUCUUCCUAUCAUCCUUAUUCUCCCAUUUCACAAGCGUAGUGAUCAUCGAAAUGAUCUCAUAUGUUGUACCUAAUUUCGAGUGGUUGUCGAUCACCCCUCUGACUGUUUUCAUCACUGUCCCGGUGGUAUUUGGAGGAACAGCUUUGGGGGCUGUAUGGUUCGGCAAGUUCAAUCAAUGGUGGAGGUAUAGUGAGGUGUGGAUCCCAGCUAAGAAAGCUUCAAAUACCUCCGGCGAUGACGGUCCUAAAGGCGUGGACGAAGCACAAGUGCCUCUUUUAGGCGAUCAAGCUCAAGAGAAGGACAUGGCGUAA